GUACAAGUAGCUGUUUCUCUUUGCCGAGUGCUCUCUUGUUUAUUGCCCGACGAGGUCGUGACUGCAGGCAGGAUAGAUGUGUCGCUGCCAAAAGCGGACAGUAACAAACCUUCUCUCAUUCCACUUCCGCGCCACGAACAACAGGAAUGGUACUAACUCACCUGUCAAGAACAGGGAGUGCUGCUAUCCGCGUUAAGCUGGAUCUAGAGGCGGCUUUACUAUCAUGCUACAGGGGCCAGGAUGCUGUCCAGGAUUAUCCCAGAUCGACAAAGCGACUCAUGACACGGCUGAUGCGCAUCCUCGCUCUGGAACCAGAUCGGUUCUUUGUUCGGCCCCUCAUCCAUGGAUACAUGUUCGAUACCUGGUCAUCACGAAAGUGCAGGGACGAGUUCCUGACAUUGAACGCUUCUUGGCCAAUAACCACGGACUCUUAUCUGAUGCUGGUGGAAGAGCUGGACCUCAAGGACGAAUUACUGUCUGCACUUCUAACCAUUUCGCUCGAGGAGAGAAUACGCCUGGUCGAUCUCAUUCUGAACUCGUCAACACUCUCUUCCGGAUUGAUGGCGGAUCUAUUUCUAUGGACGACGGAUUUGGUGACAUCCAGUUAUCACAGGAACAAUGCCCAGCCUAAAGAAUGUGAUGCACUGACAGAUUUGUGGAGAAAUCGAAUCAAGGAGCAGGAGAGUUGCUGGCGACUCUUUCGUAUGGCGCUCAGACGAAUACUAAAUCGGCUAUUUGUGCGCCUCGCUUGGAGAGGACCAUCGCACGUGGCACAUUGGAACAUAGGCCAGGCUGCUCAACCAAUAUCGCGAUUGCCAGGGCAAGGUCUGCAAUCCAAUGAGGCGGCCGAUAUCAUUCAGGGAUUCUUGAUGGAUUGCGUGCGUAUCGCCAUUCAGCAUCCAGACAAUAGCAUUGACUUUAUUCAAAGGCAUCGCUGCGAUAUCGAACGUUGGAAUAGCCUAAUUCCAGGAUUCUCAGACGUAUUACCAGAGCAGCAGGAUGCAGUAGGGCCAUUGAAAAAAAGGCGCAUCGAGGCCCUACCCAAGUUGACUAGAGCGGACAGGCUGCAGACGAGAAUGCGAGAGGACGUGGCCCUUCUCAAAAAUAAUCCUGAUGUACAGCAUGGGUUACAGGAACAUAUCUCGGACAUCACCUCGGAAAAUGGACACCGCAGGGCAUUCAUUAGCGUUUGCAAAACUAUUCGGCGACAUCAGGAUCUACCAGAAAUACCGCCUAAUGUUAUCGCCAGGCGUGCGUUCGACGUACCACAGUGUAACCUGAGUGAAGAUGACGAACUACAACAACAAAUUGCAUGGGUCGAGUCGACAAUCCAGCAACGGCUGCCCGGUUGGCGCUCAUGCGUGAAGUUGAAGCUUCAGUUCUUUGCGGUCUUUGAAGAAUCGGCUAUCAACGCAGGAUUUGCAGACCUCAUUUGCGCAUGCGACUUGCAUUGGGAACUUUGCACAGUGCUGUGCAGAUAUUUAAGGAGGCAUCGAACGGAUCCAGCAAGGUUGUCAUUUGAAACAUUCCAGAUGGGUUGCGAACUACUGCUGGCCGUUUUUUCAAAGAAAGAGCAGCUGCAGUGUCAGUUGAGAGAUUAUCUGUAUAUGAAGUCGAGACUCAUUUGCAAGAAUGUAAAUGACCCAUUGUUUGGUUCCUGGGAGCUUUGGAGACUGAAUAUCGACAUUCAACUCAUCGCAACGCUCAAUCAACUCGUCGCCACCAAGAGUUCAACAGUUCCCCAAAGUACUAUCGAGGCGCUAAUCAAGAUCUCCUUGAUAGCCCCGUAUCAAGUCAUCGCAAAGAUCGUUCAUAAUGCGUUUGUCAAUCGCGGUCAAUGUUCUAUCCUCAUCCAAUUACUCGUCAAUAGUGGGCAGUUACCUUGGCUGCGCACUGAUUCAAAGGCGCCAACGCUACUUGUUAGCGUCAUUCACGAUAUCCUCUGUGAGCCGGACUCAGAAAUAACAGUGUAUAAUCAAGACCAACAUCGCAAUUUCGUCGACUUUGUCCUAAAGGCCACCUCUACAGAGAACCGUCACGGGCAAGUGGUGAUCAAUCCAACAGAGUUCUUGGUGGGAUGUGCGGCUCCGUUACUGGCGCGAAUGAUCGGAGGGGAGAAGAGUACUUUCUUCCGGUCUGUGACAGGGAUCUUGAUGAAGAUGUACGGGUGGAAAUCGACGGCAUUAUUAGUCAAUGGCGAUUGGUUUGACCAUCAGAUUCAUUUGCGGAUCCUCCUUCAGCUUCUACAGUUGCGGACCAUGGAGAGUGCUUGGACUGCGGAUCAAAUCGAUAGCCGAUUUCAAGUUCCAGGCAGUGGAAGGCAAGGAUUUGAGCACAAGGGACGAGGUGGUGGCGAACAUAUGGAGGACGUAUCAGGACUUUGUGAACGCCUUGUUUCAAGAAUGUCUAGCCACAUUGGUUCGAUGGAUAUCAACAUGCAGACUGGAAACGAUGUCGCUGAUGUUAUUUCAAGGACGCUUGAACAGAGCAUCCCCUUACUCGAUUUGGAAUCGCAGCUGGUGUUGGUGCCGCUUUUAAGCGCAUGUCGCCAGCAUCUGGACACGGACCUACCUCUGCCUGCAUUGCCGCCUACAAUCUCGCUCCUCUGCCAGGAUCAUUUGAAUACGUUCAAUUAUCAAGGAUCCUCCGAGUUCAGCGGCAAGCAGGACCUCUCGACAGCAUUGUUCCUCGUACUGGAUGUGGCGCGCAUGUGUGAGGAGACAAUGGCGGAAAUAACCUGGGCGCUUGGCGCAGCUACAAUCAUCUCGCAGACAGAUGAGGAAUACUUGGGGCAGAUCUUUGUGCCUGUCCUGUACCGCGUUUUAAGCAUAAGCUCUCGCUCUGAAGGCUGUCGCUUGCUCACUAAAGGAGCACCAAGAAUGAUCCUAUUCUGGAGUGGAUUACCAGAUCUGAGUUUCUAUUGGGACGUCGUGGACGUACAGGAGGUUAUGAAAAAACCAUUGGGACCAUACUGGGAUUCGUUUACUCAAGCUGGGUAUCAUAGACAAGGCACUCGAGAAGCGAAAAGCAAAUUUACGGUUCUCGGUUAUCAGGAUAUACUGCUACUAGUGCUCCAUGUAUCCGAGAUGUUGCUCAGGUUCUCCUUGGAACCUUUGCCACCCAAAGGGACGGAACUUGUAUUGGAUGCGUUCCGCUUGGAGUUGGGAUAUGACGUGAUGAUAGAUCAAGUGGCGUCCUUGAUCCUGUCAUCCAUCAGGUCCCUUAGCAUAGAUUGGGUGACAAUUCCAACCGACCUCGUCUUAUACUGCUUCAUGGCGGUCAGCAAAAUGUCCUAUAUCGCUGCAAAUUUACACACAGAAAAGAUCUUCAGCAACCGUCUCCGCCCUCAUUCCGUCUUUGCAGCAAAAGCGAAUACAGCAUGGACAAGAGAUUAUACCAGGUUUAUGAGACAGACGGAUACGGAUUUGGAGCAACAGGAACGCAUAGCCAGAUCCAAGGCUAGAGAUGAACUCGUCCUGACCGCCAUGAACAUUUCAGAGGAGAUUGUGCGGCGCCAUGAUCUGCAUUACAAACUGAACGUCAAGGAUAAUCAAGGAGUGCCAAAGGACGAGCAAAGCAGUAAGAGCCAGGGAGAAUCAAGGGAUACCGAGUCUCGUAUAUUGGAACUGGACAAUGGCUAUCAGAAUAAGGAUAGGCUAUCGUCAUCCGGCUUUGGUACUGGGCGGGGAUCUGACGGCAUGGAUGAAGGGACCAAGGCCUGGUUUGCCAGUAUCGCAGCAUCCACGCCGCGCGUAGAAAGCACUGACAGAGGUGAGGUCGUUAUAAACAUAGUGGUGGUGGACUCGAAGGCAUCAGAUAUUGAUAGUGAUAAGGAGGUAUCAAAUAAUGCCUUGAGUGGAGCACUGAAGACUGAGGCAAGUGAUGAGGCCAAACCAGGUGGAAACGAAGCAAAGGAGGGAGAGCUCCCAUCUAGACCUUCUGUUCCGGCGUUGCUUAUGACACCGCAGCAGCAAGACGACCGUGAAGAGCCUUCGACACCCGUUCCUGCUGCUUCUGAUUUAGGAUUGACGCAGGCAACAGUAGAGAAGCCCGAUGUUCUAAGGCUCUUAUCGCCAGAUCAAGUCGAUUGCUUGGUUCUCGCUUUGAAGCUUCUCCCAGCACAAGAGCAGCAGGCUGUGAGAGCAAGGUUGUUUCGACUUUUGGAAAAGGACGAUGACAAUCUCUCGGUUUAAGGGCGGACGAAAAUAUCAAGGUCAAAGGCAUCAGCAUGUAACGUCAAGUUGUUUAUAAUGUACAUUCUAUUGAUAAAUGCGAAGA
This is a messenger RNA of Gamsiella multidivaricata, 4278 nucleotides long. RefSeq lists its product as uncharacterized. The transcript has 10 exons. The record is from RefSeq and is a predicted model, not a curated record. NCBI's taxonomy places the organism in Eukaryota, Fungi, Mortierellomycota, Mortierellomycetes, Mortierellales, Mortierellaceae. Bases 147 to 4193 code for a protein of 1348 amino acids.